AUGACAACCCUUUCGAGCCCUGUAGCAUCUCAGGCUGUACAAGAGGUCACCGACCAGGAUCUCUCUCAGAUAACAAGUACCCUUUAUAUCAGUAAUGGUGCGGCCGCCAAUAAUCAAGAAGUGCUGUCUAGCAAUCGCAUCACCUCCGUGAUCAAUGCUACUAAAGAAGUGGUGAACACUGUCUUUGAUAACAUUCGGUAUGUACAGAUACCUGUGGAAGACAGUCCCACGGCCUACCUCUACACGUUUUUUGAUCCCGUUGCCGAUCACAUCCACAACGUAGAAUUGAAAUUUGGCCGUACCCUGCUCCAUUGCGCUGCAGGAGUGAGCCGCUCGCCUUCACUCUGCAUGGCGUACCUUAUGAAAUACCAUUCCAUGUCCCUGCUGGACGCUCACACCUGGACCAAACUGUGCCGCCCUGUCAUCCGGCCCAACGACGGCUUUUGGGAACAACUUAUCUAUUAUGAAUUCAGGUUGUUUAAUAAGAACACUGUACGCAUAGUCAACUCCAGGAGGGGUUUGAUCCCUAGCGUCUAUGAAAGGGACUGCUAA
Messenger RNA from Perognathus longimembris pacificus (Pacific pocket mouse), 552 nucleotides. RefSeq names its product dual specificity phosphatase 21 (gene Dusp21). The coding region runs from base 1 to 552 and encodes 183 amino acids. Gene Ontology annotation, molecular function: MAP kinase tyrosine/serine/threonine phosphatase activity. Gene Ontology annotation, biological process: protein dephosphorylation. The transcript has a single exon. Lineage: Eukaryota; Metazoa; Chordata; Mammalia; Rodentia; Heteromyidae. The record is from RefSeq and is a predicted model, not a curated record.